AUGACUGUCGAGAACCCAACAGAUGUCUUGCAUACUAUCAAUCUCGUCACACAAUGUCUCUGUAUUCCAAUCGUGACUAUUUUCGUCAUAUUGCGAUUCUAUACCCGGUUACGAUUCAAGCAAGGUCUAGGAGUUGAAGAUCUUGCCUGUACGAUUGCCUGGCUUCUGUUUAUGGGAUAUUGUGCAAUAUCCAUCGUCAUCGGUGAACAUGGCGGAGGAUACCCCUUUAACGAGCUCGACGCUAAAGAGCAAAUCGCAUUCAAAAAGUUCUGCUACAUUGCCACCAUUCUCUACUGUCCGAUGGCGCUCUUCGUCAAAAUCGCCCUCCUAGCAAUUCUCACCCGCAUCUUCGCUCCCUUCCGCGGCAAAGUCUGGUUCAUCUAUAUCUUCCUUGGCUGCUUAUGCUUCUACUACACCGUCGCUCUGAUCGUCAAGAUUCGCAUAUGUGCCCCCAUCCCCAGAUACUGGCUCGGCGACCAGGUGGAAGGAAGCUGCCUGGACCAGACCGCUGCCCUCAUCGCCGACUCCGUGAUUAGUGUCGUCAGUGACCUCAUCAUCCUUAUUCUCCCAUUACCAUUGACAUGGUCUUUGCAAAUGUCGCGCAAUAAAAAGCUUCGCGUGAUUGGCCUGCUUAGCGCUGGUGGACUGGCCACCGGGUUCAGUCUUUACCGAUUGGUCAUGGUGUUACAAGGUUCAAGCGAUGCGGGCCUUAUGUUCAUCCGUGUCAUCUUAUCCGGUAAUGCCGAGGGAGGUGUUGGAUUGAUCUGCGCCUGUCUACCUGUCCUGAACGUCAUGUUGGCCCAUUACAAGAAGAACUACUCGUCGCAGAAGUACUACCAGAACGGUGGCUCUUCGCAUCCGUUGAGUGAUAGGAAAUCGGCCCCGGCUUCCAAUGUUGCUACUGAAUGGGACAAGGUGACCAACUUUGGUGACCAGAGCCAUCUGAUUUCAUUUGCCGGUCCACCGGAGGCUGGCGAGUCUGGCGGCGAGUCUAUCUACAACCAGGACGGCAUCAGGAAGACGGUGGCUGUAUCACAGACCGUGGAAACAUCCUAA
Molecule: messenger RNA, 1056 nt
Organism: Penicillium samsonianum
Lineage: Eukaryota; Fungi; Ascomycota; Eurotiomycetes; Eurotiales; Aspergillaceae
Exons: 5
Coding region: 1-1056 (351 amino acids)
Source: RefSeq, a predicted model, not a curated record